This is a messenger RNA of Schizosaccharomyces osmophilus, 2625 nucleotides long. It is a transcript of the gene cnt5, whose product is annotated as Centaurin Cnt5. The record is from RefSeq and is a predicted model, not a curated record. The coding region runs from base 1 to 2625 and encodes 874 amino acids. Lineage: Eukaryota; Fungi; Ascomycota; Schizosaccharomycetes; Schizosaccharomycetales; Schizosaccharomycetaceae. Gene Ontology annotation, cellular component: cytoplasm. Gene Ontology annotation, molecular function: protein binding; GTPase activator activity. The transcript has 2 exons.
AUGGCUGAAUAUAAUGCGUCAGUUCCAGCUCAACGAUUCAAUAUUCAGUCUUUGAAGUUUACCUCUCAUGAUGGCAAUGAAGUAUUAAAUGUUCAGUCGUCAGAAUCUUCCUUUUUUAGCUCAAAGUACCGGUAUUCGCGCACGAGUCAUGAACCGGUAGAGUUCAUUCAAGUUCGCGAAGAAGAAGGGCCCAUGGUAAAAAUUAUGGAAGAAGAGGGUCUUCAGAUUUCUUUCGAACUGAUUGUACGUUCUUCUGAAACGAAACGCGACCUUACAAACUUAACUUGUAUUCAUGGUUCCUCCCCGCAAGAAAUAGACAGACUCAUAACGCGCGAGUUUUCAACAGAUGCAAAUUUCCAAAACCAUCAUCAAGUGAAUUUGGUUGGUAAUGUUUCCUUCACUCCAAAUGAAGAUGAGCGAUUGAUUGAAUGGAAUUGGCAGUACAGCCCUUAUAAUUCCCUUUAUUAUUACAGCAGCGGAUGCCCUAAUUACAUAUGUUUUGCCGAAUAUGAUAAACGCUUGAAUCGCCUCGUACCUUUGCAAACCUUUCAAUUUUGGUUAGUAGAAUCUGAACAAGAUUCUCCACCAGCGACACCAAGUUUUACCCUGCGACUUGCCGAAGAUGGCACGACCAGUCCAGAAGUACCUGAACAGCAUUCAUUGCUGACUGCCGCUGAACAAAAUCCAAUCCAAUCACCUCCACUGUCUAAUGUAAAUCCGGCCACUAGAGAAGUCGAUCAAACAGAACCAGAAGACGGCCCCCUUUUCCGAGCUACAAUCCUAAAUUUUGAGAGAACGACGCACGAAAUGCGAAUGGCCAUGAAAAAAUUAAUAAAACGUGCUGAACAAUUAGCUCAAUCCCAUGGAAUGUUGUUCAUGUGUCAUAAGGAAUUUGUUGGUGCCUUUGAAAGAGCAGCAAAGAUCAAUCCACCAGCCUUUAAACCAUUCUUAGACUAUUAUUAUCACUGUUGUGCCAAAUCAAUGGAUAAUCUUCAUAUUGAUCGAGCUCAUUUGUUGAGGAACUCGUUAAUAGAACCUCUUCGAAGGAUUUAUGACAAUGAUAUUAAGAAUGCAUACUCUAAAAAGAAAGAUUUUGAGGAAACAAGUCGUGAUUACUAUACCUCUUUAACUCGUUGGCUAUCGAAAAGUGAAAAGGUUUCUUCUGCUGACAAAGCCAAAGAGUCAAAGUUUUCAGCAAAAAGAAGGGACUUUGAGCUUUCAAGAUUCGACUACUACUCUUAUAUGCAGGACAUUAAUGGAGGAAGAAAAGGUCAGGAAGUUUUGUCUGCACUCACCUCGUUUGCUGCCAGCGACUACAACUUGAUUCAUUCUUCUAUGGCAGAAAUAGAUUCAUCUCGACCAAACAUUAUAAUGCUUCAGGACGUCGUCAAUGAAGCCAAUAAGGAGUUUUUGUUACUGCGAGCUGAGCGUGAAGAAAGAAGGAGACUUUUAGAAACGAGUAGUCGUGAGUUGGAUGAUCAAGAUGCAGAAAUUGCGGCUCAGGCUUACCGAGCAAAAAUAGGUCAAGAUACCUCUGCCAAACAAGGCCUUUUAUUGGCUUUUUCAAAACCCAAUAGUGAAUUACAGAUGGUGUCAAAAGCCGGGUGGCAUAAAUAUUGGGUUGUCUUGGAUCAUGGUAAAAUUUGCGAAUAUUCUAACUGGAAACAAUCGUUAGAACUUCAUGAGGAGCCUAUAGAUUUAUUAAUGGCAACAGUACGGAUUCCGCAGUCUUUUCCAAGAAAAUUUUGUUUUGAGUUAAUCACUCCUCAGUUACGUCGGGUCUAUCAGGCUACUUCCAAGACAGAGAUGCAUUCUUGGGUUGAAGCCAUACAAUACGCUAUAAGCGAGAGUAUUUCACUCAAGGGAAGAAGGCACUCUGCUUCCGAGGAUUCCACCUACAAUAAGUGUGAAUCAACGUCUACGAUUAGUAAAGCUUUGCAGCGGGUUGCUUCGGUGACUUCUCCUGGACGAUACAGCGGUAGUGGAGGAGACUCAAAGGAUAAAAAAUCACAAAAACCGAUUUCCCUAUCAAAGGCGGUCAAAGAAUUGCAAAUCAGCGACCAAUACUGUGCUGAUUGUCACUCUACUUCGCGAGUGGAAUGGUGUGCUAUUAAUUUUCCAGCUGUAUUGUGUAUCGAUUGUUCAGGAAUCCAUAGAUCUUUAGGGACACAUGUGUCAAAGGUGAGAUCACUAGAUUUGGACAAGCUGUCGGCGGAGACAGUUGAAUUGCUACGAGCGACUGGAAAUCAAAUGAUAAACGAAAUUUACGAAGCUGGACUUGGUGAACCGAAUGCGAAAACAAUAGAAACCCACGAGGAAAGGGCGUCUUUUAUUAAAGAUAAAUAUAUACAAAAGCUUUAUUUCCGGUCUAUAUUGGAACCAGAUGUAAACAUUGCAUUCUUCAAUGCUAUUGAAAGAGGGGAUCUGAAAAAAGUAAUUCAAUGCAUCGGACAAGAUGCAGAUGUUAAUUAUCGGUCAGCGAUCGUUGAAUCCCUUCAAAAAGGCAACUAUUUAAUUGCCGAAUUGUUGAGUUUGAAUGGUGCGUCUUUAAACUUUAAUGAAGCUACCAUGGAUACGCUUCCAGCGCGGGCGCAAGCGUACCUUAUGAGUAGAUGGACGAACUAA